AUGGGAGGUGCCCCGAACUAUACCAUCGACGAGGUGAUCGCCCGUCUUGUCGCUCUGGGAAUUGCACAAUUACCAGCAGCUGCCGUUCAACAGUUGGAGACACCCGAAAGCAGUGAUAUACCCGAGUCUACGAACCCUUCCAGUGAGCAGGUGCAGGCGCCGGUCGACGCUGCUGGGCUUCCGUUGGACACUCUCCAAAUAGGCAAUUUCACAUUUCCAUGCCCAGCGAAGUGGUCGAGACAGGAAGGGCUAGGACAAGAUCCUGUAGAUCUCCAAGAGCGUACCGAUAGCAAUCACCAGCUGGAAUCAUCCCCACCAUACCUCGAAAAGCCACUCACCAGCUGCCGUAUCCACUUCCUCCCGAUCCAAAGCUUCCCGCUAACGUGGCUCUCCAUCUCACCCGCCUUACAACGCUAUCCCUCAACAACAACCCCUUCGGAACUCUUAGAUCACAUCACCUGCGCGGCGCACAGACGAUGGGUGGAGCUGACGAGGGAUGUGCUGCAUAUCAGAUCUGGGCGGAAUGCUGUUGCAGCAAGCGAGGAGGAUCCAACGUUGCGGAGAGCGGGGUUUACGAUUGUGUUGCGGGAUGGGCCGAAAGGGCUGUAUCGGGGCUACUGUUUGGUCCAGAAGCUGGGCUCGAAUCCUGCGGGGCAACCGACUGGAAAUCUGGCGGACGACGCUGUCCCCACGCUGUUGAUUGUGUAUGACUGUACCGACUUGGUGGAGUUUGCGACGGGCCUGGAUGCGUUUUUGGACGUCAUACGGAAAUGCAAAGCGUCGAAUGCGUCGAAUGACAGUGAAUCGGCGCCGGUGAUCAAAUCGCCCUCCCCCCCUCCAGUGGAGAUUCCGAUCGAUUGGCGGCAGGCUUUGGCGGAUGCGUUGAAAGUCGACUUGGACGGCGUUCAGCUGUGGAUCAAGAAGAUCACCGGGUAUCAGUCGGGGCAGCAAGCACAACCGCAAGCAGCGUCCUCACAAUCCGCCGUUCCAAUGGGCCCGUUCACGUUUCCCAUGCCAUCAAAUUGGGGUCUCGCUUCGGGCCCCCAGCCACCGUCAACAGCAGCAGAUGCCCAGCAAGGCAAUCCAUCAAUAUCACAGCUCACCGUCAUCUCACCACUCAGCCCUGUCCAUCCCGCGUGCGCCAUUUUCUUCCCACCCUUCACCUUACCAGCCGGGCAUCCCCUUCUCCAAGCAACAUCUGCACCAACAACUUUAACCUCCGAUGAAGUCAUACCCACGCUAGAAGUCGUAGCCAAAACUGCCCAUGCAGCGGGAUCUCUAACAUUGGCCAACCCACCCAUCACAACGCGUUUCUCAGAAUGCAUUGUUCAACACUAUGUCUUGCAGCAAAGUGGCGCACAACGGAGAGCUACGUGGGAGUUCCGAAUCUACGCUGCCGUAGUGCACUUGGGCGCACUCUACGUCACCCUGUUUUCGACAAGCGGGAUGACGGGCUACGCUACACAUAAGGACACAUUCCACGAUAUGGUCAGGGAUGGAUUUGGCAGUUUGGACGAUGACAAGCCGGAUCACGCCCAUCAUGAUACGUCUGCGAAUCCGGAACCCAAGGACGCCAAAGAGUCGCAUGGCCCGACUCCUGGUCAGCCACGACAGGGCCACAAACGCACUACCCGGCCCAAGUUCGCGACCAGUCAUAGGCCGAUGACACUCGAAGGUCUUUAUCUCGGAUCAGGGAUGGGAUCGUUACGACUCGAUCCCGUAACGGACAAGAUGCAUAAUCCUUAUCUGGUCAUAACUCUUCUGUUGACGCACGCUGCUAAAGCGUAUGUGAACUACGUCCCCACGAAGGGACGGUUGUCUUAUUUCCCGCAUAACGACGAUGAGCAGGAGAAGCAGGGUCAGAAGCGCGCAGGCAGCGUUAAUGGAUCCACUUCCUCGCUGCUAUCAUUGUCGACCGAUGCCUCGAUCGAGGUACCGGAUGCGAUUCCAAGUCAAACACAAGCGCCGAAGGAGUCGGAUCCCCCGGCACUACCACCACGGCCACCCGCUGAAGAACCCACUCCAAUCGGCACCUACACGAUGGAGGAUGACGGCGACCGGAUUGUCAUCACCCUCCCACCCACCACCACGACACCCACGUCCACACUCAUCUCCGGCAAAGUCACCGAUGACUACACCCUCACCUUUCCCACAACCGCCUUCCAAACCUUCUCCUCCCUAACGCUCACCUCCGUCCUUCCCUUACCGAAUCCGCCACCGGCUCCGCCAACAUCGUCAGGGCAAAACGGAAAGAUGCAGAAACGGAAAUCAGUCUCCGGGAUCGCGGCGUCGAAUGCAGCUGUGCUGACGGCGUCGAAAUACACGACCGAGGAGGGCGGGGCGUUGGUUUUCCAGCGGCAUUUGGUACCGUUGGGCGGUCCUGAGAUCGCGGGUGGGGCUGAGACGAGGGACUGGUCAUUGACGUAUGAUCAUCCGGUACUGGGGAAGGCGACGGAUGUUCGAUUUGCGAUGGAUCAUUAUAGUAUCAUAUUACACCCUGUUGCGGGCGCUGUUGUUGAGCCAACGACGCCCGUCACGCCCGGAGACCAGCCGGCGGUAUCUUCGACCGAGUCCGGAACUACGACCGCGAAACCGCACUCGGUCUUUAGGCACAGCAGCAGCACCAGCGGCGCGCGCAAACCGCAAUGGACCGUCUACGUCCCCCGCGAAGAAUGCGAGCGGCACCUGCAACAACAAAAGAUGUACCGCGACUCGCUGGGCAAACAGCACGCGAAGAAUGCGAAACACGCCGGUUCGACCGCGUCGGCUGCUGGUCAUGCUGAGAACAGCGGGAAUGGGAACAGGUCGCGGUCUGCAUCGGAUACGGCUUUGCCGCUGUGUGAGUGGCCGCCGGAGGUGCUGUUUGUGGAGGGGAUUCGGUUCGUGCGUGAUCACGACGCGUGA
Fimicolochytrium jonesii is the source of this 2904-nucleotide messenger RNA. RefSeq lists its product as uncharacterized. The record is from RefSeq and is a predicted model, not a curated record. The coding region runs from base 1 to 2904 and encodes 967 amino acids. The transcript has a single exon. Lineage: Eukaryota; Fungi; Chytridiomycota; Chytridiomycetes; Spizellomycetales; Powellomycetaceae.